AUGGUUGUCAACACGGAAAUGCCCGAGACCGUCGAGUGGCAGGGCAAGCAGGUGCCCGUCUGGCCCAUGCAGACCAUCGACUAUGGUCGUCUUCUCUCCCAGGACACUGCUGAGAUCGAAAAGGUUCUCAAUGCCUGCUUGGAGGAGGGUUACUUCUACCUUGAUCUCAAGGGAAUUGAAGGCAGGAGAAUGCUUGCCGACCAGAAGGAGACGCUCGACCUCAUGCAUCGCUUCUUUGAUAUGCCCAUUGAGGCCAAGAACGAGUUUGGGUUGAUCUCAUCUCACUUGGGCUACGAGCCUGUUGGAAGCCGCACCGGAGCCAGGGCCGGCAGCAAGGACGGCUAUGAGAUGCUCAAGGUCUCGCGGGACGAGAUCCAGAGGGACAGCCCCAAGAUCCCCAACGCCAUCAAGACCAGCAGCGACAUGAAGAUCCUGGAGAACUCCAUCGGGAGCUGUAACACCAUCACCAAGGUCAUCCUGUCGGCUCUUUCCACCGGCAUGAACCUGACUGGCGCCUCGCGAUUUGAGAUGUCGCACCGUAACGAGAGGCCCUCGACCACAACGCUCUCAAUGAUGCACUACCUCCCCUCGGAAGCCCUGGAUGAGAACAGCAUGGGCCACCAGAAGCACACCGACAUCAGCUCCCUCACCCUCCUCUUCUCGGAGCAGUGGGGUCUCCAGAUCCGUCCCCCAGGAGUCUGCGGCGCGCGCGAGAUGGGCUUCGUGGCGCCCAAGCCCGGCUGCGCGUUUGUGCACGUCGGCGACUCUCUGCGGUUCGCCAGCGGCAUGAAGAUGCAGUCUUGCAUCCACCGCGUGGUGCCGUUUGACCCGUCGGAGCACCGCUACUCCAUCGCCUACUUCCUCCGCGCCGAGGACGACACCAUGUUCCAGGACUCGGAGGGCCGCUUCAUCACGGCCGGCCAGUGGCACGACGAGAAGUUCAAGGCCUUCACCGACCCCGAGCUCUGGCAGGCCAUGGCUCCCAAGUCCAUGAUCCUGGGCGGAAUGAAGGAGGACGGCGAGGACGAGCCCGUCGCCAAGGAGGCCCCCGUCCCCGUUGCUGCUGCACCGGUUGUGGCUCCUGAGGUCAGCGCUCAGGCUUAG
This is a messenger RNA of Pyricularia oryzae 70-15, 1104 nucleotides long. RefSeq lists its product as uncharacterized. NCBI's taxonomy places the organism in Eukaryota, Fungi, Ascomycota, Sordariomycetes, Magnaporthales, Pyriculariaceae. The record is from RefSeq and is a predicted model, not a curated record. Bases 1 to 1104 code for a protein of 367 amino acids. The transcript is spliced from 3 exons. Gene Ontology annotation, molecular function: dioxygenase activity.